AGUUAAGGCCUUGCAUGGGGUAUGAAUAGAGGAGGUUAUGUUUAAUCUCACUGUGUUAACCACGCUUUAGGAUCCUUAAGUCGAACCUACUGACUCUAUAACAAGAGCCUAAGAGUGGUCGCUUUGGAAUCAAAGUAGGCAUCAUUUACGAAGCGAUUGAAGGAAAUUAUUUCACACUCUUAAAGAUGUCUGUUUGUCCGCCAAAUAUCUCUUCCAGUCUGCUUUGCCGCAUAAAUAUCACCACUACAUCUGGUCCAGUAACGCUAACUACAGAAAAGCACAGACUACAUGAAGUAGCGGGCUGGGAUGAUGCUACUUGGGUGCUUUCUAGUGCCUUCAUCAUAUUUACCAUGCAGUCUGGUUUUGGUCUCUUGGAGUCAGGAAUGGUGUCCAGGAAAAAUGAGGUUAACAUAAUGGUUAAGAACGUCGUAGAUGUAAUCUUUGGUGGAUUUUCCUUCUGGGCAUUUGGUUAUGGAUUGGCUUUCGGUGAUUCUGCAGCAAGCAAUCCUUUCUGCGGAGCUGGACGAUUCUUUACAAACGCCGACGAAGCAGAAAUGGGCUCCGUUUUCUCAAAGUUUUUCUUUCAGUUAUCGUUUGCCACCACAGCAAUAACUAUAGUGUCUGGUGCGAUGGCAGAGAGGACUAAACUUGAGUCGUAUUGCGUUUUUUCGUUUCUUGGAAUGCUUAUCUAUAGUUUUCCGGCCCACUGGUUGUGGUCAAAAGGAGGAUGGCUGGCACAGCUUGGCGCUGUUGACAUUGCGGGAAGCGGCGUUGUACAUGUUGUGGGAGGUGUGACAGGCCUUGUAGCAACAAUUCUCCUCAAGCCACGUCUGGGUCGUUUCAGUAGCAACAAGCCCCAGAUGAUGGGAUCUCCUGUUACAGCUAUUCUUGGUCUUUUCGUGUUGUGGUGGGGAUGGCUUGGCUUCAACUGUGGUAGUACGUUUGGUAUUACUGGUGGCAAAUGGCAGCUAGCAGCAAGAUCUGCAGUAAACACCCUGAACUCGUCCAUUGGUGGUGGUAUUUUUGCCUUCUUUUACAGUUAUAUUUACUACAACAGAAAAGUAGAUGUUUGUCAUUUGAUAGUAGGAAUACUGGGAGGCCUCGUCUCAGUUACUGGUAUCUGCCCACUUGCUCGUCCAUGGGAGAGCCUUGUUAUUGGGGCAUUUGGUGGAAGCUGCGCAUGCUUGGGACGCAAACUUAUGUUGUGGCUUAAAAUCGAUGAUCCAACAGGAUGCAUCGCGGUGCAUACUCUAUCUGGCAUCUGGGGCAUGAUUGCAGUAGGCCUGUUCACRGAGGUUGAUCGUCUCGAGAAGUUUUCCAAGAUAAAGGGUGUUUUUAAGGGAGGUAAUGGUUAUUUACUUGGCAUACAGUUAUUAGCCGUGGUGUCCCUUGCUGUAUGGAGUGCUAUUACUUCAGGUAUCAUCUUACUGGGYAUAAAAGUGAUCAUCGGACUCAGGGUGACAGAAGAAGAGGAAAAGCUUGGUGCUGAUCGAGUGGAGCACGAGAUGGAUUAUAACAAAACUGAAAACAGCAAACAAGCGAGUGCACUUCGAGGUCUAAACAUGUUCCUGAGAAAAAUUGAACCAGAAAAAAGCCCCAAGGUCACCUCAAUGGAUCCCACACCACGUGGGCGGCGAAAUCGAGCGUUUGCAAUUAGAAUAAACGAGGARAAAAAUGAAGAAUCGGUAGUUGAAAGUAUCGGAAGGGAAAGAGAGCUUACUUCGUCUGUUUCGAACAUGAAUUGGUCAGUGUCUGAACGCGUGGGUGAAACAAAACUGGAAAAUGGUUGCUGAUUGAGAGACGACAAUUACGUACUCAUAAAAGACAGAGGGUUUUUUUUAUCUUGGAAGUAAACUUGCCUUUAGUCUGAUCGGAUCAUGGGAUUUUUUCCCGCUAAUGACGUCACCUAAUGAUUUAGUCCCGUUUWUAGCCGUUACAUUCAAGACCGCUGACCACGCUCCAAGUUACACAGUUAGUCACUGUUACUCUGAUUCUGAA
Messenger RNA from Actinia tenebrosa (Australian red waratah sea anemone), 1998 nucleotides. Its product is annotated as putative ammonium transporter 3. NCBI's taxonomy places the organism in Eukaryota, Metazoa, Cnidaria, Anthozoa, Actiniaria, Actiniidae. The record is from RefSeq and is a predicted model, not a curated record. Gene Ontology annotation, biological process: ammonium transmembrane transport; ammonium homeostasis. Gene Ontology annotation, molecular function: ammonium channel activity. Gene Ontology annotation, cellular component: plasma membrane.